Trypanosoma conorhini is the source of this 970-nucleotide messenger RNA. RefSeq lists its product as uncharacterized. The annotation marks the transcript as partial. The transcript has a single exon. Gene Ontology annotation, molecular function: catalytic activity. The record is from RefSeq and is a predicted model, not a curated record. Lineage: Eukaryota; Euglenozoa; Kinetoplastea; Trypanosomatida; Trypanosomatidae.
AUGUUCAUUGGGUACACGGACUUCCACCGGGCCCGCGGUAGGCGCGGCGGCGGCGUAGCCGUUCUGGUCCGUCACACCCUGCCGUGCGAGUGCCUGACGCCCCCUGGCACCGACCCCCUGGAGGCUAUUGCCGUUCGCGUGUUCCCGCCUGCUUUUCCCAGCAUGUGCGUGGUGAGUUUUUACAACCCCCCAUCGGCACUGGCUCACGCUGCUCAACUAGUGAGCAUCGUUCGACGUCUCGGUUCUACCGCGAUCGUCGCAGGAGACGCCAACCUCCACCAUGAGCUCUGGGACAGUCACCCGCCGCCGGCGGAGGAAGCUGAACUCCUCGCGGCGGCGCUGGUCGACACGGGCUUUGAGAUCGCCAAUGACGCGGCGCAGGCCACGCGGCCCAGUGGGCGCAGCACCUCGUCCCCGGACGUGACUGCCUGCCGCGCCCUGCGCGUUUCCCACUGGAGCUCCACCCCCUACUUGGAUUCCGACCACUGUCUGAUAUCGUACUCCGUAGGGACAGAGGACGGCGUCCCGCGUUUGGCAAACGCUCUACCGCGGCGGAAGAAAGCCACCUUUGCGCUGCGCAAAGCCGAUUGGCCCGCUUUCACUUCGCAAGGUGAAGAACUUCUGGCCUCUGUGACCACAUGGCUGGAAUUUCGCAGAGGCAUUUUACGAGCGGCAAAGCGCACCAUACCGCGCGGCAGCCGUGCAAACCCCAAGACAAUUUGGACCGACGAAAUGGAGCAGGCCGAGUCUACUCCAUUGGCCGCGUUCAACGCACACUUAGCCUCACCAGGAGACAGCGUGCCGAGAGCUGAAUUUCUCCGGAAACGGGAGGACCGAAAUCUCGCCCUUCGCCGCCGCUUCACUAAGCUGUUGGAAUCCCGUGCAAAAAAGCUUGGAGCGGAUUCGAGCCCAAGCUGGCGAUACCUCCGAGGCAUGGCGGCGCCGCGUCCUCACCCUCUGGAAUCGGUUG